UUCAUUUUCUUGGAUAUGGAGAUGGAGGGUUUAUAUCAAUGUGAAGCUAAUUAUGUGCCUUUGACACCUAUUAGUUUUCUAGAAAGGGCAUCAUUUGUCUACGGAAAAAGUCCAUCUGUUAUCUACGGUGAUAUAGUAUAUACAUGGAAUGAAACACGCGACCGGUGUGUUAAACUGGCUUCUGCCCUUUCCCUUUUGGGUAUUAACCGUGGAGAAGUUGUUGCAGCUUUGGCCCCAAACAUACCUGCCCUUUACGAGCUUCAAUUUGGGGUUCCAAUGGCGGGUGCAGUCCUUUCUGCUCUCAACACAAGGCUCGAUCCAUCCACCUUAACUGCCAUCCUCCAACUAUUGGAACCUAAAAUCAUCUUUGUAGAUCAUCAAUUCAUCCAAAUUGUACUUGAAGCAUUCAACUUAAUGUCGUCGGGAAAACCAGCACCGCCGCGGCUCGUUCUCAUCGGUGGAAAGAAUUGCGCCAUUGUUCCUUCGAAUACUCUUGAUUACGAUGAUCUUCUUUCUUUAGGAAAACCCGAUUUCAAGAUCAUACACCCGAACGAUGAAUGUGAUCCAAUUUCAAUAAAUUUCACUUCGGGAUCAACGGGGAAGCCGAAGGGGGUUGUGUAUAGCCAUAGAGCGACGUAUCUUAACUCGCUAGCGGUAAUCUUUAGAUACGAUAUGAGGAAAAUGCCGGUUUUUUUAUGGACGGUUGACAUGUUUCGCUGCAACGGAUGGUGUUUCCCGUGGGCGGUAGCGGCAUUGGGUGGCACCAAUGUUUGCCUAAGAGAAACCACAUCGGAGGUGAUCUUUCAUUCGAUUGUGAUCCAUAAGGUAACACACUUGUGUGGUGCCCCAAUUCUUUUAGACAAGAUUGCAAAUUCGAAAAGCAGUGAACAACGACCGAUUCCAACCAGGGUCGAUGUAAUCGUUGCAGGGCCUUUGCCGCCAUCAGAAAUCAUUUCGAAAGUUGAGAGCUUUGGGUUCGAUAUUCACCAUGGGUACGGAAUGACUGAAGCUCUCGGACCCAUGACUGAUAGAACUUUGAGGACCAAUGAUGACGAUAACGAUGAGCGUGUGAGGAUCAAAUGUCGUGAAGGAACUCACAGUAUUUUAAUGGAGGAUGUGGAUGUGAAGGACACAAAGACGAUGAUCAGCGUACCAUCGGACGGGAAGACCAUCGGAGAAGUGGUGUUUAGGGGUAAUGUUGUAAUGUUAGGGUACCUUAAAAACCUACAAGGUACACAAAAGGCCUUUAAUGGCGGUUGGUACAGAACCGGGGACCUCGGGAUUCGAAACCCGAACGGCGACAUAAUUAUGAAGGAUCGUGCAUCGGAUAGCAUUACCACGAAAGGGGAGAUUGUUAGCACCAUCGAUAUCGAACAUGUCAUAAAAAGUCAUCCAUUCGUGAUGGAAGUUGCGGUUGUCGGAAAAGCCGACAAAAUCGUCGGGGAAAUUCCAUCCGCUUUCGUAACAUUAAAAGAAGACUGUUUUUUAAGCAGCAAUGACAUCAUCAAGUUUUGUGAAGAAAAAUUGUUGCCUAGGAGUAUGGUACCCAUAAACGUUUCUUUCGGUAAAUUGCCCGUGAAUUCGACCGGAAAAAUUCUGAAAUAUGUUCUUAGGGAAAAAGCCAAGGCCACCGGGAGCAUUCAUGGUACAAAUGGGCAUAACGGCAUCUCCAACCCGUCACAAUAGCGGUUGUUUAGGUAUAUCACUUUAAAUGAGAGUUCAAUUAAAUCCAUGACAUUCUUACGAAUAUAAAACCAAUUUUUUUCUUGAAUCAAUCGUCAUGAAUUUAAUUAAAACCUUAUUUAAAAUGAAACCAUCUAAAGACAUUAUUGGUUUUAUUAUGUUUUUAUAAUUAUCAUGUAUUUUCAUCA
This is a messenger RNA of Cynara cardunculus var. scolymus (artichoke), 1871 nucleotides long. Its product is annotated as probable acyl-activating enzyme 1, peroxisomal. The record is from RefSeq and is a predicted model, not a curated record. Bases 16 to 1686 code for a protein of 556 amino acids. NCBI's taxonomy places the organism in Eukaryota, Viridiplantae, Streptophyta, Magnoliopsida, Asterales, Asteraceae. The transcript is spliced from 2 exons.